Cladocopium goreaui is the source of this 3447-nucleotide messenger RNA. Lineage: Eukaryota; Dinophyceae; Suessiales; Symbiodiniaceae. The record is from the annotation of a GenBank genome assembly.
AUGGUGCUUGGCUGCGUGCCUGUGGCCGGGGACGGCAAUUGCCUUUUCCACGCGUUGGGCUAUUUGGACGUGCGGGACGGAGCGGCAUUGCGCAAUGAGGUCGCAGCCUUCAUGGUUGAAAAGGCCAGCAGCCAAGAAGGUUUCGAAGAUGCUUGGCUCGAGGAGGCCGAGGAACUUCAGCAAGGAACUUGGGGAGGCCACACCGCCAUUACGGCAUAUUCCCUCAUGAAGCACGUCCGGGUGGAUAUCCACACACUCCACCCCAAUGGCACGACUGUGGUGACCGAUGCCAGCCACGGCAAUGUCGGGGUUGACGUGCAUGCGCCGCUGCGCCGGGUCCUUUACAGAAACGGCAACCACUAUGAUGCAUUAGUGGAGUUGCUCCCAAAUCCAAAGGGGUGGGCACCAGCGUGGAAGCAACCAUGUCCGCCAGUGUACUUCAAGGAGGAAGAGAAGAAGCCAGAAGAGUUUCCUCCCUUGGACGGCAGUGCUGCACCGGGCCGCGGCAGAGGCCCGCGCUUCACCAAGCCCAGGCCGGGCGGCAAGCAGGGCAAGAAGGGCAGAGAAAAACAACCCACAGCCAAACCGUUGGCAGGCAAGGCUUCCGCACCUGAGGCGCCAUACCCAAUCCUCAGGCGUUGCACCACCAAGACGACGCCGCCGCCAGAGCUGCGAGACGACAUCCUCACAGAGCUGUGCCGUAUUCCGGUGAAACCAAGGAUGCGGCACCCGCACCAGCAGCAGGAGAACUUCAUCAAGGAUCUGGCCACAAAGAAGCUGCGCGAGCACCCUACCCUACCGUCAGACGACAAGCUGGAGGCCGUGGACCAUGGUGAGCUUUGGCCUCGCGCUUUCUGCGCUUUUGUCGGUUGCCCUUGGGUUGCCAUGCAUGGGAACGAAGGCGAGCUCCAUGCCCAUCUGCAAGCGGCACAUGCCGAUGACCUCGCCCCGAUAGCUGCGCGGAUGCUGCGAGGCAAUGCCCCGGACGCCUUCUUGAGCAUCUACAACGAAGCCAUCGCAGUGAAAUGCCGCAGCCAAGCCCCCAUUGCGGGACCUUCAAUUGACCGCAGGGCCGUGAAGUCCUUCGGCGAAGCAUGCGAAGGUCACAAAGUGGAAGCCCUGGUCUGCUUCGUCUGUGCUUGUACUUACACGUAUGUGGAAGAGCUUGCCGAUGAAGGAAAGGGCGACGUUGAGUGGGUGCAUCCUUUCAAGCAUAGCCCCGAUGAAGAGAAGCUUCUUUUCCUGGACCGGCCCAUUGACGAAACAGGGGAUCUCCUCAACUUGAAGACUUUCUUGGAUCGCUAUGACAAGGUUUCGGAAGGAGGCAACUGCCUCCAAGAUCACGAAAGCUUCAGCGACUGGUCCUUGAGGUGGCCCAGCAAUGCUUUGCCAGCCGGGCGCAGGAUCCUUUGCUGCCCGGAGGACCGCCGCUGCAGCCUGGGGCACGAAGCAGACGAUCUGGACCUUUGUGAAGGGCGCGAGCUUCCCAUCUGCAGCAAAUGUAAAGGUUCUUUGUCCAGAGGCGAGCUUCCUGCACUGGCGUUGGCAAACGACAUGUGGACGGGCUGCGCACCGCAGUACUUCAUCGAGCAGAAGGUCACGGUCAUGGAAGCGAUCUGCGCCAGCCCUUGCAUCACAACUUUGGCUUGCAUGACCAUGGAAGCCCGGUACGAGGACAACGUGCGGCAGGAAGCCCAGGAAGCCGAGCCGCUCAACGCCAUGGCGCACAUGGCGCGACAUCGCUUUGGUGCCCGCGGCAAUGCCCUCACCUUUUCACUCCCGCUGGAAGAUUUGUUCCUGGCGUUGCAGGGCCUUUCGAAGGAUGCGGAGGAAGGACAACCCCUACAGCUGCCACGGGCUGGUACAGAAUUGGCGCACGUGGCAAGAGUAUUGCUAAAGACAAACAAGGAAGGCGCAACCAGCGAGAAAGACAUCAAGACUUUGAUUCAUCAGGCCGUUGUGCGACGAGAGGUGGUGGUGGACCUCAUCCUAAGCAUGCAUCAUUGCGGGCACCCGGCGUAUGCCUCCAUAGAUGAGGAGACAAUGCGGCACAGGGCCGCGGACCUACCUGAGAAGGGCAUCCCACCCGAGGUCUGGAAGGUGGUGCAGGAAGCGGUGGACGCGGCCGGCAAGACCUUUUCUGCGCAGAGAGCUCGGGCCAUUGUGGCGGAAGGCGAGAGCCGGGAGGAGGCCAAUGCAAGAGAGCUAGCCGCGCUGAAGGAGAUGGAGGACAACCUCUUGACGGAUGCCCAGAAGGAAGCCAAUGCCGCGCUCUUGUCCCUCGAGGUCCGAACAGGCAACAAAUUCCUGGAUCAGUUUCGGCCGGAAUACUUCGCCAUUGUGUUUCCCUUCUGCUUCAAGUAUGGCACCGCUUGCCCUGAUAUUGUCAACACCACGAAGAUGCAGGGAGGUGAAGAAGGAGCAGCACCAGCGGCACGUGGGCAUCUGUCUCGCCGCCAUGCCGGCAACCCGGAAGCACCGCCCGUUGGCAUCAGGGAAUGGGCCGCGGCCAUGGCAAGAAGAGUCGAAACGCAAUUUCGCAGGGACUGGACCUUUGGCUUCACCCUCUGGAACUAUUUGUUUCGCACCAUGGUGAAUCUCCAGAAGAAUGCUUACAUGUACGCCGUGCCCGAUCCAAAAGCCCAAGGCGGCAAGCGCUUGCUUGGCAAUGACGAGAUCGGCGAAGGCUUCCUCGAGGUCAUGGAGCGUCUGCGCAAUGGCUUGUACACGGACGUGGCCGGUGCGCUGAAGCCCGUGCAUGGCGACCUGACGAAGCUGCGGCACGCGCCCGGCUUGACCGUGGCCGCGCAGAAGGCCUUGUGCAACACAGAAGCACGGACGCGCCGCCUGCCAGGCACCCAUGAAAUUCGCAAAACCAUGCGGCACCAGACCAAUGCCAACCGAGUUGUCUACGGGACGGCAAUCUUCAUCACUUUCUCCCCACGCGAGCAAGACAGCAGCAUCAUGAUGCGCCUCGUCCGUGCCCGCCAAUCUGACCCAGCAGUCGUUGAAGACGGUAGUGCCAAGUUUCAAAAAAGGCAAACGCCAGCCCUGGACAUUGACUACGUGAACCUGUCGCCCGAGGCCUUGGCAGAGGAGCCCGUUUUGAUUUGCCAGGGGGAGCUGCUGCCCUAUGACGAGAGGAAGGCGCUGCUUGCCUGGGAUCCUUUGGCCUGCGCGGAGGGUUUUCAAACCUUGGUGCUGCUGGCGCUCCGGCACCUCUUUGGCAUCCGCUACUGCCGCAACUGCCCCAACUGCGCUCAGUCUGACAAACCCUGCACGGAUGCCUUUGGCAGCAAUGCCGUGGCAAUGGGCGGCGUCUUUGGCCGCGUGGACGCUAUCUACGGCUCCCUCGAAUGUCAGAAAAGCGGCGCCGAGCACAUCCAUCUGCAAGCCUUCGUGCAAUGCUUCCACCAAUUUUUCUCGCUGUCAGAGCUGCAGGGCUGA